AUUGCAGUUGACAGGCUUCUUUCUAUUUCGCUGCAUCUACGAUAUCGCGAGCUUGUGACCCCAGAACGUGUCAUUAGUGUAUUGACGGUUUUAUGGCUGACAAGUGGUGCGACUGGCUCGCUUUUUAUUAUACUCUCUGAACAUAGCAACAAGGUAACUGCGAUUGUUGAAUCCAUUGGGCUAUGCCUGAACACUGUGGCGUUUUUUCGUAUCUACAAAGCCGUUAGAUAUCAUCAACAUCAGAUGAAAUGCCAUCUUCGGUUACAAAACUCCAAUUUAAUUGAUAUACUUCGGCAAAGAAAGUCAGCUUUAAACGCUUUGGUUGUGUAUUUAGUAUUCCUGGUUUGUUACCUUCCAUAUAUAUUCACUAUCAUUUUAUUGCUAGUACUCGAUAGUGAAGACACUUCCUUGCUGUUAGCUGAACGUGCAUCGUUGACUCUUAUUUUCCUGAAUUCGUCAAUAAACCCUCUUGUUUAUUGCUGGCGAUAUCGUGAAAUUCGAGAUUCAGCGAAAAGCACUUUGAAGAAAUUA
This is a messenger RNA of Porites evermanni, 531 nucleotides long. The record is from the annotation of a GenBank genome assembly. NCBI's taxonomy places the organism in Eukaryota, Metazoa, Cnidaria, Anthozoa, Scleractinia, Poritidae.